Molecule: messenger RNA, 2514 nt
Organism: Entrophospora sp. SA101
Lineage: Eukaryota; Fungi; Glomeromycota; Glomeromycetes; Entrophosporales; Entrophosporaceae
Source: the annotation of a GenBank genome assembly
AUGACAACUGAUGAAAUUGAUGAUGGACGUUCAAGUAUACGUUCAAGUGAUAGGGGUGAUCAAGGAGAUGAUCAAGGAUAUGAUCAAAAAAUAUUAACAACCUUUUCCGGUUUUGCAGGAAAUGUCAAUAAUAUGCUAGGAUCUGGCAUCUAUUCAACACCAGGAAUUGUUUGGCAGACAGUCAAUUCACCUGGUGUUGCAUUGAUUAUAUGGAUAUAUGGUGGCUUUGUAAGUUUAUGCGGGUCAUUAACUUACGUUGAGUUCGGAACCAUAACUUUAGAAAGUGGUGGUGAAACUGGCUUUUUUAAAAAAGCAUUUCCUAAACCAAAAUUGCUUAUUAGCUAUCUUUUUAGUUUUGCUUGGAUUUGUGCAAUAAGACCUGCAUCCUUGGGCGCAGUGCUACAAGUACUAGCACAACAUUUUCUGUUUGUUGUUAUACCACAUCCUCCUGAAAAUACAGGAAAUACAACAGUAGACGAACAUGAGUAUUGUCAAGCAUCAGAAAAAUUUCAUCGACAAUUACAUCCAAAUAAUGAUUGGGGGUUGGAAUUUUGGACCUUAAAAAUUAUUGGAAUAAUAGCAUUGUCAAUUAUCACAUUUUAUCAUAUAUUUUCAAAUGUGUGGGCCAGCCGCAUCAACCAAGCACCAGCAGUGGUUAAAAUGUUAACUCUGACAGUUAUCAUUUCUAUUGGAUUUGUUCAACUUGUUAGAACGGAUGUCAGUAAGCCAAAUUGGCAAAAUCCAUUCUAUGUUACAGAAAAUCUUUCGUUUUCAAGUGUUGCUGGCGCUUUGAUUUCAGUUUUCUUUGCAUAUAAUGGUUGGAACAAUUUGAAUUACUCUUUGGAUGAAUUUAAAGACCCCAAAGGUCGAUUGAUAUACAGUAAUAGUCUCAGUGUCACUGUUGUGACCAUAUUGUAUACUCUUACAAAUGUUGCUUUCAUCACAGUCGUUAAUUCAAAAGAUGUAAAUAGACACGGAAAAGAUUUUAAUGAAGUGAUAGCAGGCAAUUUUGCCAAGGAGAUAGGUGGCGAGAAGUUUGGAAGGGCAUUGUCCUUCUUUGUUGCAUUGUCUGCUUUUGGUGCUGCAUCUUCUAUGACAUGGAGUGGAUCACGUGUCAUGUUAGAUGAUAAAAAAUAUACACCACGUAAUGCACUUUUGGCACAAUUUAUUUGGUGUGUAAUGGUGUUUGUAAUUCUUGGUGGAGCAUUCUCCUCUGAUCCAUUCAAGACGCUUGCAAUAAGACCUGCAUCCUUGGGCGCAGUGCUACAAGUACUAGCACAACAUUUUCUGUUUGUUGUUAUACCACAUCCUCCUGAAAAUACAGGAAAUACAACAGUAGACGAACAUGAGUAUUGUCAAGCAUCAGAAAAAUUUCAUCGACAAUUACAUCCAAAUAAUGAUUGGGGGUUGGAAUUUUGGACCUUAAAAAUUAUUGGAAUAAUAGCAUUGUCAAUUAUCACAUUUUAUCAUAUAUUUUCAAAUGUGUGGGCCAGCCGCAUCAACCAAGCACCAGCAGUGGUUAAAAUGUUAACUCUGACAGUUAUCAUUUCUAUUGGAUUUGUUCAACUUGUUAGAACGGAUGUCAGUAAGCCAAAUUGGCAAAAUCCAUUCUAUGUUACAGAAAAUCUUUCGUUUUCAAGUGUUGCUGGCGCUUUGAUUUCAGUUUUCUUUGCAUAUAAUGGUUGGAACAAUUUGAAUUACUCUUUGGAUGAAUUUAAAGACCCCAAAGGUCGAUUGAUAUACAGUAAUAGUCUCAGUGUCACUGUUGUGACCAUAUUGUAUACUCUUACAAAUGUUGCUUUCAUCACAGUCGUUAAUUCAAAAGAUGUAAAUAGACACGGAAAAGAUUUUAAUGAAGUGAUAGCAGGCAAUUUUGCCAAGGAGAUAGGUGGCGAGAAGUUUGGAAGGGCAUUGUCCUUCUUUGUUGCAUUGUCUGCUUUUGGUGCUGCAUCUUCUAUGACAUGGAGUGGAUCACGUGUCAUGUUAGAUGAUAAAAAAUAUACACCACGUAAUGCACUUUUGGCACAAUUUAUUUGGUGUGUAAUGGUGUUUGUAAUUCUUGGUGGAGCAUUCUCCUCUGAUCCAUUCAAGACGCUGUCAGAUUUUUCCACAUAUUUUGCAUGGAUUUUUUACUUUCUUGCUAGUAUUGGUUUAUUGUGGCUUAGAUAUAAAGAGGCAGAAAUUGAUCGAUCAUUCAAAGUUCCGAAUUCAUUAAUAGCUAUAUUUAUAUGUUCAGCAAUAUUCAUAAUUAUUGGUAAUGCAAUUAAGAAGGAUAUUCCAAAACCGUCUACAUCUGAUUACGACGAUUGUCAAAAAAAUGCAAUAACCAUCGAUCAAUAUAUAAUACCAAUUAUAUGCGGUGGAUUUUUAUUUGUUGGAGCUGGUUGUUGGUGUAUUAGUUAUUUCAGAUCUGGUGGGAAUUCACGCAAUAAUAAUAUUAGAGGUGAUGUUUCUAGUGAAAAUCGUGACAAUAAUGACAAUAGCGAUAAUAAAAUUGUUAGUACAUCUUUGUAA